UCUUUUUUAUUUAUUUUUCCCCUUCCUCUCUCUUUACUCUUGUUUUGUGUGUGUGUGUGUGUGUGUGGAAGGUCGGUCGAGGAAGAACUAAAGAAAGGGAUGUGAUGGAAGAGGGGAAAGAAAUUACAACCUCUUUGAAGAAACUCGAUUUGAAUUCCAAUAUUAUGACAUCUACUCCUUCCAAGUCUUCCCUCUUUUCCCCAGCCCUUCAAUCCCCUGGAUUGUUAAGCUGUCGUCGCCGUCGUCCUGGCAAGUCGAAACCUCCAAGUUUAUUGAGCUUGUGCCUCGGAGUUGUUGGCAAGAAUUUACAAGAUAUUAUUGCCCACUUGAGUGACAUUUCUAUCGCCUUUCCUCCGCAUAUUAAGAUGACAAUUGCAGCAAUUGCCAGGAGAAGGAAAAUGCUAUGUGAUGAGGUUAUCAUUCCUUUAGCUGAUACUUCCUGGGAGAUACUUGACAUUUCUGGCUCAGAAGUUACUGAUUCUGGUUUAAUAGAAGUGACCAAAACUUGUAAAUUUCUUCGAGCUGUGGAUAUAAGUCGAUGCAACAAAAUUACUGCUUCUAGUGUUUCUGUACUUGUGGAGCACUGCAAGUCCCUGCAAACAUUGAGAUGCGGAGGAUGCCCAAGGAGUGACUACACAGCACGCUGCUGCUUGACUCUGUUGAAACCAAAGCUGGAUGAUAUGGUAGGAGAUUCAUGGGAGGAACUUGACACUGCUGAAAUCAGUCAUAAUGCUGAAUCCUUGCAUUGGCUUGUGUGGCCAAAGAUUGAUAAAGAUUCACUGGAGAUCUUGGCAACUGAGUGCCCACGUAUUUCAGUAAAUCCGAAGCGGUCACCCUUUGGCUUUAGAGGAAAGGAUAUUCCCGUAGAAGCUUUUCCAGAUACUGCUCUGGAUGAUCUGUUUGUUCAGGAGAUUAAUCCCAGCACGUGGGCAGCAAACGGGAUUACAUUAAAACCUGUUUCUCCAAUUCUUUCGAACUCCAAGGAGUUGUCCUUGGCUGAAAAAUUUAGACUUGCCUUUGUGGAAAGAGAUACACGAUUAGCACCAAAGCGAGCUAAGAAUGCAAGACAGCAUCAGCGUCGCUCAGACAGGGAGUGGAUGACGAUGAGUGCUGAAUCAAAGGCCAUAGUCCUGGCCUCUCAAGUGAGCAAAUCCCUGCAUGGUAGGAACUAAAGUUCAGCACAUCCCAACAGUCUGCAUCACCCUAGAGGAACCGACCAGCUUCUGUCAGCUCUAUAGUAUUCAGUAGUUGAUUGUAGCAUACUAGGUAAAAUAUUUUGAUUUGAGUAACAGGAGUAUUUGGCUUAUCAGAACCAAGUUUUGGUUCUCAUGUGAUACAAGGAUGAAUGGAAUUGUUAAAGGGUCAUGAUUGAGUGACCUCAAGAUCUUUGAAGAAUUAUAAACUAUAUGAUUGUGGGUUGGAAAA
This is a messenger RNA of Populus trichocarpa (black cottonwood), 1425 nucleotides long. RefSeq lists its product as uncharacterized. The coding region runs from base 105 to 1172 and encodes 355 amino acids. The transcript is spliced from 6 exons. The record is from RefSeq and is a predicted model, not a curated record. NCBI's taxonomy places the organism in Eukaryota, Viridiplantae, Streptophyta, Magnoliopsida, Malpighiales, Salicaceae.